AAAAGCUUUUCCAUAAAAAUCUCAUUUGUAAAUUACUCUCCGUAGCCCUUGACACUAGUCCUUCUUCACCACCACACAGCCGGACCGGCCUCGCUCCGGUGACCAAUCCACCACCGCCACCGGUUCUGUAUCCCACGCUUAGCUACCUCCAAAUCCAGGCCAUUUUGAACCAGAGAAAGUUUGUUUAGCUUAGCUUGUAGUCAGCUCAGGACAGGCGAGUACUACAGCUUCAAAAGAGUUCCUCAAAAUGUAAAACAUGGUCUUGAAUAAGUUAUAUUGUGAUGCAAUUUUCAUCUUUAGUAUUGGGUUACUCUAGAAGGGUUCUUCAACCAACUGCCACUUAUUGUGUGUUCAAGGGUGGUACAGCUUAUUUCAACGGGGCACUUUCGUUCUCCCAAAUAGCACUCGGGCAGUUGAACUGCAGCUCUUCUCAUCCCAUUAAUGAUUGUGAACAACAAACUUCCACUAUCGUAAGUGUUAUCAAUAGCUGCAACAGCAACAAUGCCGAUAGUUGCACCCCCGACAUUGAUACCUUCAGGAUUGUCGAAAUCCUUAAUAAUAUGAAAAAGGACACCAAACUUGCUUUCUCUUUCUUUUCCCAAUUGAAGGAAGCUGGUUUCCAACAUAAUGUCUAUACAUAUUCUGCCCUUAUCACUAAUUUAUGCCAUUCGGGCUUUCAAAAGAAGUUGGAUGAGCUCUUCUUGGAUCUUGUGGUCACCUAUAAAGAAAACCAAUGCUUGCAAAUCUCUGAGUUGUUACAGACUCUCACAGAAGAAGUUGAGUUUGAUCAAUCAUUGGUUCGAGCUUAUGAUGCCUUGAUCAAGGCUUAUGCUAGUGUGGGUAUGUUUGAUGAAGCCAUUGAUCUUGUGUUUUACAUGAAUAGAUGUGGAUUUGCCCCUCAUAUCUUUGCUUGUAAUUAUCUUAUUCAGUGCUUGAUUAAGCAAGACAAAGUGGAUAUGGCUAUGGCUGCAUUCAAGCAGCUUAAAAGGAUCGGGGUACGUCCUAAUGGUUACACUUAUGCAAUUAUUAUGAAGAUGCUUUGCAAGAAGGGAAGACUGGAAGAAACACUCGAUGUGUUCUUAGAAAUCGAGGAAGGUGGUGUAGCCCACUCAACUAUUGCAUAUCGAGCAUACAUUGAAGGUCUUUGUACCAACCAAAGGUCAGCCUUAGGUUAUCAUGUGCUCCAAGCAUGCCAAGGAGCGAGCAGGCCUGUUGGUAAACAUGCUUAUGCAGCUGUUAUACACGGGUUAUGCAAGGAGAUGAAGAUUAAAGAAGCCGAAAAAGCUUUUCUGGAUAUGGAAACACAGGGAUUAGUUCCUAAUGCACACGUGUACAUUGCAUUGAUUCAUGGCUAUUGCAACAGCGGUCAAUUACAGAAAGCUUUAUCUCUCUGUAGUUAUAUGAUGUCAAAUGGUGUAAAAGCAAAUAGUUUGAUCAUCAGUUCGAUUCUUCAAUGCUUGUGCAAGAUGGGAAUGCAUUCUGAAGUGGUGAAUCAGUUUACAGAUCACAAGGAUUCGGGGAUCUAUCUCGAUGAAGUUUGUUACAACAUUGUAAUGGAUGCUUUAUGCAAACUAGGGAAAGUGGAACAAGCCGUUAACUUGGUCGAGGAGAUGAAGGCCAAGAAGAUGGUUUUGGAUAUCUUUCAUUAUACCACUCUGAUCAAUGGAUAUUAUCUCCAAGGUAAAAUCGAGGAUGGUUUGAAUCUGAUGGAUGAAAUGAAGGAGAAAAGUGGAUUAACCCCUGAUGUUGCAUUCUACACAAUGAUGAUAAGUAACUACUGCAAGAUAAAUUGCUUAUCAAAAGCCUAUGAUCUCUUCCAUUAUAUGAAAAAGAAAGGCAUUGAACCUGAUGUGACUUGUUACAAUGUUUUGAUAGGCUUGCAUUGCAAGGCAGAACAUCUUCAUGAAGCUUUUGCAGUUUUUGAUGAAAUGACUGUGAAAGGAUUAGAACCUGAUAUAGUUACCUAUACAGCUCUUCUUUCGGGUUACUGUACUAAGGGAGAAAUGGAAAAGGCUCGAUUGCUUUUUGAUGGCUUGAUUAAGAAAGGGUUAACUCCUGAUGUAAAUUUCUAUACAAUGAUGAUAAACAGCUACUGCAAGGUCAAUUGUAUCAGGGAAGCUUAUGAUCUCUUACAUGAUAUGAAAAGUAAAGGGAUAGAACCCGAUGUGAUAUGUUACACGAUUUUGAUCGACACAAAUUGUAAGAUGGGUAAUCUUAAGGAGGCUACUGCAGUUUUUCAUGAAAUGGCUGAAAGUGGUGUGGAACCUGAUUUAGUAACUUAUAGAGCUCUUCUGUCAGGAUUUUAUAAUAAGGGUGAUGAUGAGAAUGCUUCCAUCCUCAUUCAGGAAAUGUCUUCCAAAGGGAUAUUGUUUCAUAAUGAUAGCCAAAUAAGCUCUCUUUAAUGGAGCGCCCAUAUCUCCCGCUGGCUCAAUUCUUAAACCCCAACUGCCUCAGUUCCAUUAAUGGUGUUCCAUUAAUUCUUAUCCAAUUUUUCUCCACAAACACAACUGACCCAUAUGACCAAAACAUCUCAUUUCAUCGAGGUUGGCAGUGGUAGAAGAAGAAAGGUCUUGCUUGAGAAGCUUCAAAACUGUAAGGACCCCAAAACAUUGAUCGGAGGUAAUAAUGCCAAUAAUUUUUUCUUUCAUAGACUAUAAUAUGCGCAUAUAUAAUUGAAUUUCAAUAAUAUUAUGUACAUAGUUUCAAUUUGAAUUUCAAUAAUAAUUAUAAAUUUUAUAUAA
Cannabis sativa is the source of this 2741-nucleotide messenger RNA. Its product is annotated as pentatricopeptide repeat-containing protein At2g26790, mitochondrial. NCBI's taxonomy places the organism in Eukaryota, Viridiplantae, Streptophyta, Magnoliopsida, Rosales, Cannabaceae. Gene Ontology annotation, molecular function: protein binding. The record is from RefSeq and is a predicted model, not a curated record. The transcript is spliced from 3 exons. Bases 282 to 2402 code for a protein of 706 amino acids.